AUGACCGGAACAUCGGUUGCUCGGGAUACAAAUCCAGACCUCACCUUUGCGAUGCUGCCCGAAGGUGGCACCGCGAAGUGGAGGAAUACGGGAAUCAACCUGGGCAGCGAUCACUUCAUCAUCGAAAUUAAAUUACCGCUGGCUCAUCUCAACGGAAACCCGAACCGUGACAAAACAAUAAAGCACAAACUCGUCGACUGGAGCAAGUUCCGUAACACAGAACUCGGCGAAGUCGACAAUAUCGACGAGUGCCAGGCUGAUGGACAGCUUCACCGUGGCGGCACUUGGAAACUCCUCAGGCAACUGAUGGAUGAGACCAAGAGCUGUGAAUACCAACGUACACGCAUGGCCCAAAUUCUACACACCACCGCUCGUCAACUGGGCGAAGAGGAGAUGUUCAAGCGACUCAACGAGCGCUACCUCCCCAUCACCAGUCACGAAGAUCACCCAGACUACGCCGGCCAGCCGAACCUCCACCUCGACCGAGAUCUAGAGGAAUGGGAAGUGAGGCAGGCGGCCCAGGACCUGAACUGUCGUUCGGCCGCCGGACCCGACAGAGCUUUCGUUAUAAGCCACGCGGCAUAUGCGGGGGCCUUUCACCGCUGGACUGGCGCGGAACGAGCCAAGAUCGACGCUGCCAUCCGGAAGGCUUACGCAGGGGCUCUUGGCCUCCUACCAGGCACAAAGACAACGGCCUUGCUGUCUCUGGGAACACACAACACGCUCUCGGAGAUCAGCGAGGCCCAGAGAGCUUCGCAGCUGAGCCGCCUGAGCGACACAGCCGCGGGCAGAGGAUUACUCGAUCGGAUGGCGUUUCCGCUGGGCUGGCAGCUGACCACCGCGUUGAUCGUUUCUGCGGUGGCAGCCUCGGCGCACGCCUCCUGGACCCGCCUACUGACGGAUGUCAUUCCCGGUCUGCGUACGAUAGUAGCUGCACCGGAAACGACUAUCAACGAAACCGUGCCGGUUGACUUGCACCAAUAUGACCAAGAGGUACAGGACCUUCUGGAUUCCAUUUUGGCAGCGCACAACUUGCCCAGCGACUCUGGCCAAAGACGCGGAAAGCGCAGCACAUCGCUCGACGUCUCCAUCAAGGACAGCCUCGGCGUACAUCGUCUUCAGCGUCUCUCUCCUUUCUCGGAUCUCUGUGAGCGGCAGUUGUACGUUAGCUUCGUGCCUUACGCCGGUGAACUCUAUGCUGUGUGUGUUUCUGCGGGAUCAAAAGACAUACGACCAAGGCUGACAGUGGGGACAUUAUCGGGAAGCAAGUGGACUCCUGUGGCUUAUACGGAUUGCGUUGACCCGAGAAACGUUGUGGGCUUCACCUUUAACAACAAGCUCUACAUUGUAGCCGCUGACGCAGGACUUCCCAAUGGAGCUGAGCUCCAGUUCUUUGACAAGGACACGAGAAAGAUUUACAUUGACCACACUAUCAACAGCGCUUCUCCGACUUCUGUGGCAUUUUGGCAAAUGAAAUCAAAUGGAGAGUUCAACCUCGCACUCGCAAAUUCCGGAAAAGACAUGUUCACUUCCAUCUACAACUGGAGAGCCACGUACUUCGACAAGUACGCCCAAGUGGAAAGCAGGGUAGUGUGCGACCUGGAGCCGUUCUCCAUUCAUAACCUGGACUUCCUGGCCGUGGUGAACAAGCGUUUCUCCAGAGACACCGCCAAAGUGAGCACGGUCAUCUACAAGUACGACCUGUCCCGCAACGCGUGGAAGACGUUGCAGCAGAUUCCCACGUACGCCGCUACGGACGCGGAGUUCUUCACGCUGGGACCAGACUCGUCGACGAAGGAAUUCUUCUUGGCCAUCGCUAAUCAAUACGAACAGCAUGACGACCACCGCAACUAUGCAGUCAACUCGGUCGUGUACAAGUACGUGGACGGGAAGUUCGUUCCGUUCCAGUGCCUGCACACCACGGGUGCUACCAAGAUCGCGGCGUACGAAGGCGCCGGCGGCGAAUUCCUACUGGCCGUGGGCAGCCUGUACGAGCCGGUGCAUCUUUAUCAGUACAAUGGCUGGCACUUCGUCCUCGCGGAGGUUCAAUACACCCAGUCCACGAUGGGACCCGGCGUGCACGACUUGACCUUCCACCUCCUACAGCCAUCACGGGACCUGCUUCUGGCUGUAUCUAACCCUUCGACCGAAGGUCCAGGCGCGUACAAGGUGGACUUCUAUCACGACAACCAGAUCCAACGUUGGUACGACGACAGCCUGCGCUGGUGUCACGAGUCCUCGCGGUUGGCCACCGAAGAGUCUGCUCAAAGGCUCGUUUCUCAAUUGGACCAAGUGUACUACGUAGACAAGCACGAGACCAUACGCAUUCCGGGCGAAGUAGUAUUUCAGGACCUCCACGUCCAGGAGGCCAUUCGAGCUCAGCAGUUUGAAGAGCUUGCGUCCGGAGAGAGUUACAGCAUGAAGGAUCUGGAAGAGCUUGAAAAGCUUCAAACGGAACUGAACACAAUGAAGGACAACCUACGAGGCAUGCUGACUGAGCUCAACGACGCUUUGAAGCUCACGGGAGACCAAGUCCUUAUUGGCGACUACCACUUUAAUGACAUCGCCCUGGACUGUCCGACGCAAGGCUGCAAACUUGGCCAACUCGAAGCCCUUUACGUGAACAAGGAGGACGUCUCCAACCUUCCCAGCCGCCUGUUCUUCACCAAUGCGCCUCAAUUCCCCAAUGCUGCCAUGUCGUUCGAGAGCCUUAGUGUUCAGAAUUUGCAGGUGGACGGGAUGGUCAAUGGACUCAAUGUCUCCACUUUCGUCACCGUCUCUGGGAAUCAUGUUCUCAGUGGCAACAUCCGCUUUUCAAGGCCCAUCCAUGCUCUCAGCGACGUCGUCACCAACAGCCUCAGUGGAGUCUUCUUCUCGCCUCACCAUCUCCUGCUCACAGAAGGCGACCAAGUUCAGAGUGCGGAACUUACGAUGACAGAUGCCACGGCUGAUGUCUUGCACGUUGCCGCAUCUUGCAAUGGAAUCAGCCUGGACAAAUUCUAUCGGAAUGCAUUGACUCUUGAUGGUAAUCACGUCAUCACUGGUCGCAAGAUUGUGCGGGACCUGGCUGUGGAGGGUUUACUGCAGAUAAGCGACUCGAGACUCUUCAACAACGUUAAUUUACGUGAUCUGUGGCGUUCAGUCAUGUGGAUUCACGGUCAUCAAGCAGUCGCAGCUACCCACGAAUACACAAACGUUCAGUUCAGCGACAUCAGCGUUCGCGGUGCUGUCAAUGGUCUCCAGAUACCAGGACCUGACGUUGUGUUGGUCAACCAGAACGUUACAAUUACGGCGGAAAAAGUGUUCCUUGCCGACUGCUUAGCACGGGAGCUCCACGUGAACAUCGCACUCAACGGAAUUCGCCACAUUCCGGAUCCGUCUUCUGACUGGAAGGGUCAACUUGACAUGCUGGUGAAAACGCCAACACAGCGCGUUACAGGGCGAAAGACUUUCACCACAUUGCACCUUGACGGACACAGCACCGUUGGACGAUUUGUCGAUGGUGUGGACUUGUCGCAGUUAGCGGAAUUUUUGCGUAGGAGACGCACCACCGUGAUGAAUGGGACGUGGACGUUCAAGGGCAAAGUUGUCUUCGAAGAUAAAGUAACUGUUACCGGAUUGAUCAACGAUCGGAAGUUGGAUGACUUGUAUCGCUACGCCCUCCGCCUAGACACGCCGGUAUUUCCGAACUUCAAGAAAGUGCUCUUUACAAACAACGUGCAGGUACGGAAUCUCUCUAGCCCCGACAUCAAUGGACUCCACAUGCCAUCGUCGUUUAUUCUGCUACGCGGACCAAAAGUAAUGCACGGCGAAAAAGUGUUUGCAAAACUGAGGCUCGCCGGAGAAGUGUUGGUUAAAGGACUCCUCAACGGUGUCAACCUCGGUGUCUGGAAAGAUUCGCUUCUGACCCGUGGCAACCAGGUUGUUCGUGCUCCUAAAGUCUUCAUGAGAAACUUGCACGUGAAAAAUCUUGUCGUCGAAGAAUCCAUAAAUGGGGCAGCCAUUUCGGACCUCUGCCACCUCAAUGAAAACUGCUUAAUCACUGCUCCAAAGGACUUCGAAACAUUAACCAUCGACGGUGGCUUGACAGUCAACGAUUUCAUCGUAAGAAACAGAAUCAACGGGAUCCGUGCAGCGGAGCUUCUUCAGGACUCCAUGCUCUACACUGCACACCAAGUUGUUUCCGGACGCAAGAUUUUCACAAACAACUUAACGGUUCCGCGGCACGCCAACGUGCGAACGAGCAAUUUCUCUGGAGUCUCUCUCGGUGAACUUUACCUGGACGCUGUUACGCUGAAGGGGAAUCAAGUUAUCGCAGGCGAGAAAGUGUUCACCACCACAGUAACUGCCCCACGGUUUGAAUUCGAGUCCCUCCUGGAUGGUGUCACGCAAGAAGACAUCAAUAACUGGAUGCUUCAAGGAGUAGAUCAAGUGAUCGGUGGUGACAUGGUGUUCGAAAACAGCCUGGAAACUCUUGCACCACUCACUAUCCGCGGUGCCAUAAACGAAGUUAAUAUACAAGAUCUUUUUAGCAAAAUCGCUUUCAAGAAUGAGUCUACGACGUUUUCUGGUCCUGUAAGGUUCGAGUUUCUCGGUUCUAUGGCUGAUGUACACGUGACUGGCACUGUCCAGGGCAUCGAUGUAUCUGAAGAAGUUGUCGACGCCUCGAAGAACGUGACGGUAUCUGGAAGAAAGUUCAUGAAGAAGGGAUUCAACGUCGAUGGAAACAUGUGGGUCAGCGGACUCGUGGAUUCGGUGAAGGUCGAAGAGCUGUGCAAAAAAGCGCUAACUACAUUCGGCAACCAAUUUGUUGCUCCGACGACAGUGUUGGGCGACGUUACUUUCCACAGGGGAGUGAAGGUUGACGGGCUCAUCGAUGGAGUGGAUCUGCGAGAGCUGCAUUCAUCUUGCGCGAAGACCAAUGUACCCUCGACGCUGCGAGGAAGCAAAAGGUUCAGGACCGUCGUGAUCGAAGGGCCUCUGACACUGAGGGGUACGCUAAAUGGCUUCAACUUCGAUUAUCUGAAAGACCAUUACAUGAGUGUUUCCAGAGACCAGAUCGUCGAAACCAAGCUGAAAAUGCCCACUGCUCAUAUCCACGGUUCUCUGCAUUGUGCCAGCGUCGAUGCCUCUCUGGUAAACGGCUUCAACUUGCCUUUGUUCGUGAGCUCCGCGUUGCGCACACAUGGUGAACAGACCAUUACAGUGCCUUGCAAGUUCCACAACGCCACUGUAAAUGGGGACCUGCAUAUUAAUGGCAAAGUCAAUGGUGUCCAACUUCCGCAAGAAGUGUUCACUAAAGUCCGCACCAACGUGGUUUCCGGAACACUGGCUGUGACUGGAAACGCUACCAUUGCUGGAGCCCUGACCAUGCCGGAGUCCGCGCGCUUGCAAGGGGUGGACGUUUCUGCUUGGGCGAGGAUCGCCGUUUUCAACGAUGGCCGCGAAUAUAAAAUUACCGGAGUCAAGGCGCUGCGAAAUGUCCACACCGGCAACGCUAAUGUCCAGGGCACCGUGGACGGAAUUAACGUAUCGUCCAGUGAACUGCUGAUAACGUCAACGGAACAAGUUGUAACCGGAAGAAAGACUGUUCUGGGCAAUGCAGCCAUACAUGACCUCCGUGUCACUGGGUACCUUAACGGUGUCAACAUUCACGAAUUUGUUCACCAGGCCAUGCUCAAGAGCAGGAACAACACCGUCACCGCCCCUAAACGCUUUGUGAGUGGAUUAAGCAUCGCCACGCUCCACACGACAGGCCACAUUGGAAACGUCAGCUUGCGGGAUCUCAAGCAGAGCAUCAGAUCCGUCGGUGAAGUGGAGGCACUCGCCCAACGACUCGGACUGCAGAAGAACCAAAUCGAUAAACUAAAUGUCGCUUUUCAAGAACAAGCUGUUCUUCUCGCCUACUACGAGCAGAUAUUCGCCUUCACCGUGGGUCCAUCCUACUCUGCUCUUUAUGCGCCGUUGCGAGACUAUUCAGACAUAUUCCUCAUCAGUUCACCAGCUUUCCGUAAUCGACCUUGCGGCAUUCUGAAAACAUUCAAACUCCAGGCACCCUACACGAAAGCAUUCCCUAUGCAACAGGAUACCCCAGUUGCCCAGGGUGCUUCACUUCACUUCAUAUCCACUCAAGCAGCAGAUUACAUCGUUGUCGUCAAUGAAAACGCUGCCGCUGCGUGUUCGAAGCAAGUGCCUAUUCAAGGUGUUCAAGGUGCCGGCUACAGCUCUGUGGAAAUCUUCAGGUGGGAUCCAGCGACGAAAUCUCUCAGCCUGUACCAAGUCAUCAGAAUGAACGCCCUGAAGAGUGUGUCUCCUUUCAACUACGAAGCACUAGGGUGUCUAGCAGUAUCCGCUGAUGGUCACUUGAAGAUAUUCUGUGUGCAUGACGCCUCGAAGGGAUUCCUCAUGCACCAGAACUUGCCGAUGCACUAUAGCCACGAGGUUUCAGCCCAUGUUUGUCCUAAAGACGGAUCUGUGCUGAUAGCCAUAUCGGCCAAGCAAUCUGGCCACUUCGACCGUGUCUUCGCCUACCGUUGGUCCCGGCACGGUCUCCAGAAAAUGGCCAGCAUCGCUGCUGUCUCCGUCGGCUCUGUCGCUGUGCUUGGCAACUCGGACGCGUGCCUCGUGGUGGUCGGCCAGAGAAGAGUGGCUGGAGUGGACACGCCCACGUCCGUAUACAGUUACAUGCCCGGCCACAACCAGGAGCUGCUGGAAGUGCAGAGGUUAUUCGCGGGUGACGUGCAAUCCAUCAGCUGGUUGCCGUCGCCAGAUGGCCGCACGAGCCUAAUGUUCAUCCGCUCCAGUGGAGCGGGAAAAAAUCUAAAGGUCUACGCUUUCAAAGGAGCCUCCGGUUUUCUUGAGCAGCAUUCUCUUCACGUUGAUGAAUCCUUCCGGGAGGUACGGACUUUCCGAAGGGCCGAUAGCAUGCACUUCAUCACGCUGUCGAACAGCCGCGAAGAACCUUCUGCAGCUAUCUUGGCCUCCAAGGUCAAGGGAACGCCUUACAGCCAUCCUUAAGGGGGCAUUUGUUCAGGGUUCUUCUUAACAUACUUUUACCACUUGUUGCGUCUUAAUCCUCUACACUUGUUAUCUGGUUCAUAGAACUGUAACGACGACAUAAUACAAUAAACUUUUACGUUUUUACAACUCGUUA
Rhipicephalus microplus (southern cattle tick) is the source of this 7153-nucleotide messenger RNA. Its product is annotated as closca. The record is from RefSeq and is a predicted model, not a curated record. Gene Ontology annotation, biological process: signal transduction. NCBI's taxonomy places the organism in Eukaryota, Metazoa, Arthropoda, Arachnida, Ixodida, Ixodidae.